Molecule: messenger RNA, 1299 nt
Organism: Rodentolepis nana
Lineage: Eukaryota; Metazoa; Platyhelminthes; Cestoda; Cyclophyllidea; Hymenolepididae
Source: the annotation of a GenBank genome assembly
AUGCAAUUACUAUCAUUCAGAAAGCAAACCAAUCAUAAACGCGUACCACUGGAUGACCAAUCAAGACAGUUACAGAUUUGUGAUUGGUUAAGGCAUGCACUAUUUAUUGCGGUCAUUAGCACAUUUCAUCCGCGUUUGGCCACUGAGAUGGAGUCGAUAAUUCCGUUUUGUCUGCUGUUCUUCGCUUUAAUUCUGGUCUCAAAUACGGCCACUGGUUUUCCUGAAUCCGAGCUCACAGUCUGCGUUAUUGCCACCAAACUGAGUGAUGGUUCUUACGAUUUCUCUCUGGAAUCGGGUGACAAUUUGAAAUAUAUUCCCAGUUACGAUUUCCUGAUUCCAGCCGCUGCUUGGUUUAACAAUUCUCUAGAUGAUUUAGGAAUGAGUUUUCAGACGAUCAAAUCUUCGGGUGAAUUCGAUGACACCAUACAGGCCUAUUGGGCAGGAUUUCUUGAACUCUAUACCUCGAGAGAAAUGACUCAAGCUCAUUUAGAGAAUACAUUUGGUGGAUUCUGCGAGGACAAUUCAACCUCAUGUCAAACUCUCAGACGGCAAAUAGAACGCAACUUGGAAAUGACAAUCAAACGCAGUCUCGAAUCCGGAGAUAUCGAUCCGUUCUGGCAUCAGAUGGAAUUGAUGCUAUGGCAAAUGCGUGGAAUUCAAGAUGCGUGGAACAAUAUCACUCUAAAAAACUCCAAAUCACUUACACAAGACUACCUUCUUGGACUACUGGACAAUGUCUUUGAUAUUUACCUCCUUCAAUUGAAUGCAGAUAUUGGGGAGAUCACGGAAGCUCUCGGUGUCUAUGACGACCUUAAAGAGGGUCCAAAUGGAAAGUCCUACUUCUUGUCUCGAGCUAGCUGCUCAGCUCUCGUCAAAAUUUUCCCAGAGCAAAAGGAUAUUUUUAUCUCACACAACACUUGGCAGGGAUAUGAGAGUAUGCUGAAAGUUAUGAAGUACUACGAAUUCGACUGGCAUCUCACUCGUAGUCCUUAUUCGCCAAAAAUACCUGGGGAUAGGAUGCUGUUCUCAUCAUAUCCUUCCACAAUCUGCUCGUUGGAUGACUUCAAUGUUUUAAACACUGGGCUGGUCACACAAGAGACUACGAACACAAUUAAAAAUCCCAAUCUGUGGCCAUUUGUUCGACACGGAUUAAAUAGUUCUUUGCUUGAAGUUUACCGCAUUAUGAUCGCCAAUCGACUAGCACGAACUCCCAGUGAAUGGAUCUCAUUCUUUUCACGAGCAAACGGUGGAACGUAUGUGCCUAUUUUCCUUUCCAUGAGGCUAAAUUAUCCCAUUUGA